CCAUCUGCGAGGCGCGAAAGGCCAGUAGAGAAGAGUAGCACCAUCACUGGUACAAUGGCAUCAACAACUGUAUCAAGCAAUGGCAGUGGCAGUAGCAAUGGCAACGGCAACAGCAACAUGUCCAACAGUGGCAAUGGCAAUAGCAGUAGCAAAAUGAUUACACCAUUUCCUUUUUACCAGGAGGAUGACGAUUCACAAAUCAUCUUCCUACAGAAUAUCAACAGAAAGGAUGGCCUGUCAGCCAUCAAGUGCUGCAAGCUCUCAAAGCUCAUCGAGAAAAUGACUCAGGCAAUAUCCUUUGAUUAUUUCUUCUCGUCAGCCUUCUUCCUUACAUUCCGAGACUUCACGACACCAUUAGAGUUAAUUCGUCUAUUGAUCACUAGAUAUACAGGUCCUCCAGUAGGCAGUAGCAAGGAUCACUUGAGACUGUUUGAGAUAGAGGUCGAGAUUGUACAGGAAAACGUUAUACACUUGUUUAGACAAUUGAUUGGAACACUAAAUGAGAAGGAUUUUCAGAAUGCAGAGCUAUGCAAUGUGUCGAUAGAGUUCCUUAAUACACUGAGCGAGGAUACAAAGAAUGAGUUGUUCUUGAUGUUCUUCAAGGCAAGGAAACUUACAAAGUUGGAGCCUCCACGCAAUGGUGCACAUCGUCCACACACCAGCACAAGCAUCUCCAACGCUGCCUCAACGAUGAGGUUCUCAUUCAGUGUCAACACCAAGGAGGAGCCCGUGCAGAACGUGCUGACUGGCCUGCUCAAUGGUGGCGCGCCACCCGGCACCACGUCGUCUGGCAGCGGCGUGCACUCGCCCACGCUCGAUCAUCCAAGCAGGAGCUCCAAGAUGAGCAAUCGCAGUGGAUUCCGUUCAAAGACGGGCAGCAGCAGUGCGGUGAGUGGUGCGCACUCCCCGUCGCACUCCUUUGGCAUCAUGAGCAGCAACAAUGGCAGCCAAUAUCAGAACAACGUGGACGAGGAAGGCUUGGAGAGGGCGGCCUUCCCACCAGAGAUCAUUGCUCGCGAGCUCACCAUCAUGGAGUACGAGCUGAUAACAUCGCUGACCACCAACGAGUUCUCCCAAAAGGCGUGGACCAAGGAGCAUCAAGCAGCCAACAUACAGAACUUUAUCAUUUGGUUCAAUAGAAUAGUCAGUUGGGUAUCGACCAAGAUUGUAUCGAAGGAGACACCUGAGGAGAGAGCAGUGAUCAUCGAGUCAUUCAUCAACAUUGCCAAUCACGCGAGAGAACUAAAGAACUACAACUGUGUCAUGGAGAUACUUGCCAGCUUACACAACUCUGCCAUAUCAAGAUUGAAGAGCAGUUGGGCUCUUGUCUCACCAAAGGCCAACGAACUAUUCACACAGCUUAACCAGCUGAUGAGCCCAGAUAUCAACUUCAAGGCAUAUAGGAAGCACUUGACAUUGGUGUCGCCAAGCGAGCCAUGUAUACCUUACUUGGCAUUGUUCCUCACGGACUACACCUAUUUGGACGAGUCCAACCCAUCACAUCUCAACAAUGGCACAAUGGUCAACAUCGAGAGGAUCUACCUGAUCGGCAACCGAGUCCAAGAGUUCUUCCAGUUGUUCACAAACUGCAACUACGCCUACCAGUCGAAUGCCCUGGUGCGCGAGGCCAUCCUCGGCGAGAAGGUCUGGGACGAGAACGAGUGUUUCCGCGUGUCAAAGAUCCGCGAGGACACGUCUGGCAGCUCCAGUCCAUCCUCACCAACGCCCUCAUACACAAGCAGUAGCUCGAGCUCCAUGUCGUCCUCGUCGUCCGUUCAGUCCAAGCGCAGGACGACCGCCACCAACAAGUACCGCAUGUCGUUCACGGGCAAUGACAUUGCACCAUCGAUCGCUUCGUCGCUCAGUGAGCGCGACUGGCACAUCCUCUCGACCAACGCCACGACACUUCGACACAAGAAGGGCAAGAAGAUCCUGCACAUGGGCGAGGUCAACCACAACCUGUAUCGUGUGAUGGCUGGUCGCAUCAAGUUUGAGAACAACUCCCCAGAGGAGACACGUUAUCUCGAGAGUGGCGACAUCUUUGGCGAGGACAGCUUCCUGUUUGAUCAUCCAAUGCUGUUCAAUGUGUACAGUGACAGCGAUGACUGUGAGAUCAUGGAGAUUGAGAAGUCCUUCAUCUUGUCGCUGUUUGCCAGUGAGCCAAUCUUGGCGGCGACCUACUACAAGCACAUUGCUGUCUUGAUGGCGGAUCGCGUCAAGUUUGUACUGUCCAGCAAUGAUUCUCCUGUGCUAAAUGGAGCCAACGGUGUCGGCCUCCACCACCACCUGCCGUCGAGCUCGUUGGCCCAAGGCACAUUCAUCGCCAGUACCUCACCAAACACUCCUCAAUGGUCGACCACCAACCUCAUGGGCGACAAGCAGCGUCGUUCCUCCGUCCUGAUACCCGAGCCAUCGUCGACGGACCUGCAGCGUCUUGGUGACGACUCCAAGUUCCGCUCGACCUUUGGCCUCGGACCCGAGGAGGUGAUCAUCAAGAGCUACUCAAGCAAACACAGCAACACCACCGGCACACUAUACAUUACCAAGCAUCAUCUAUGCUAUGAGGGCCGAGUGUUUGGCAUCAACAAGACCAAGCUGCUGCCCUUUGGCAAGAUUUCAAAGAUCCUGCCCGAGAAGGGCCAGGUCAGUCUGACCAUGAGCGACAAGAUCAAGAAGUUCAGCUUCAAGAGCCAGGAGGAGCUAAGCGAGGCCUAUGGCAUCAUGACCAAGAUAUGGAAGAAUCACUUUGGAACGGGUGCAGUGCGCUCGCCACCUCCAAAGACCCAGCCACAUCAGCAGCACCACGCGACACCUGGCGUGACGCCACCCACACCGCCUCGCGUUGCAAAAGCUGGUCAGCAGGCCGGCGAACUGUUUGCCGGCGUGCCCGACCUGCCGAGCAAGGAGGAGUGGGAGCAGAUUCUAAAGGGCGCCAAGACGCUCAAGUUCAAGAAGGGCGAGAUCCUGGUCGUGGAGGGCACUGAGUUCAACAAGAUCUUCCAAAUCGUCAAGGGCGAGUGUACAAUUAUCAAGGGUCUCAGUCUGACAGACAUCAACGCCAACAUGAACCCUCCAAUGAUCUCGUCAAUUGGUCUCAACAAGAAUCUUACGUCACUGGCCAAACUCUCUGCUGGACACAUCUUUGGAGAGAUGAGCUAUCUGCUUCCCAAUGGUUCAGCCAUCUCUGUUGUUGCCAGCAGCGAAGAGCUGGAAGUUCACACAAUCGAAGGUUACUUCCUCAACAUUUUCCUCAAGUCCAAGCCACUAUUGGCGCCCAAGUUCUACAAGUAUCUAGCAUGUGUACUUGAAUCACGCGUCAAACAAUAUCGACAGGCAAUUGUA
Molecule: messenger RNA, 3342 nt
Organism: Acytostelium subglobosum LB1
Lineage: Eukaryota; Evosea; Eumycetozoa; Acytosteliales; Acytosteliaceae
Exons: 6
Biological process (GO): positive regulation of GTPase activity; Ras protein signal transduction
Cellular component (GO): plasma membrane
Molecular function (GO): guanyl-nucleotide exchange factor activity
Source: RefSeq, a predicted model, not a curated record